CCAGAUCCGAACGCGGUGAUUCCAGAGCAGCUGACGACGAGUCGGCCGAGCAAGGAGUCCGACAACACCGUGAAAAUCGUCACGCAGAGCCCACGCAGCAAGAUCCCAGCGGUGGAGGAGCCCGGCAAGCCGGGCUCUGUCAACCAGGACGGCCAAGAGACCCAAGGUCCCAGCGAUGGCUUCUUGAGCUCCAAGGUGGCCGUCUUCGCGGCGAUCGGUGCCGGCUGCGUCAUCUUCAUCCUCAUCAUCAUCUUCCUCGUUGUCCUCCUGAUCAAGAUCCGCAAGCGGCACCGGAAGCACACGCAGCAGCGAGCCGCAGCCUUGUCCCUCAGCACCUUGGCCAGCCCGAAAUGCAGCGGGAACGCGGGCUCGGAGCCCAGCGACAUCAUCAUCCCCUUACGGACUACAGAGAACAACUACUGCCCGCACUACGAGAAGGUGAGCGGGGACUACGGGCACCCCGUCUACAUUGUCCAGGAGAUGCCCCCCCAGAGCCCAGCCAACAUUUACUAC
Messenger RNA from Balearica regulorum gibbericeps (East African grey crowned-crane), 513 nucleotides. NCBI's taxonomy places the organism in Eukaryota, Metazoa, Chordata, Aves, Gruiformes, Gruidae. The record is from RefSeq and is a predicted model, not a curated record.